UAAAAACUUUAAUCGUUUGACAGCCCUAAUAUAUAUAUAUAUAUAUAUAUAUAUAUAUAUAUAUAUUUUUUUUUUAAAAGUCAUUUAGCUCACUGGCUGCCAUUGACAGCGCUAGACGUUCAAUCAUUAAUUAUCAAUUAUAUUAUUUUGGGCCAUGACCAGUGUUCAACCAGGGAUCAACAACUGACGCAUUGACCUGGUCCAGUCGUUUUUUUGUGUGUGUGUGUUUUUUUUUAACCUGUCCUGUUCAGCUGCUUGACACAGAGAAUGGAAAUCUGAGUGUCAGAUUGGUCUGAACCAGGGGUCGCGUUAACCGAAUAUUUUCCGUCAUUGACCGAUUUUUUAAAACGGUGACGGAAAAAAACUGAAGUCCAUCAGUCAUUUUGACAGGUUGCAAUUCACACCCCAGACCACAGGGUGGCGAGUGAGCAUAUUAAUUAGCUCUUGUCUCUCUUGAUGCAUGACGUCGUUGGCCUCACUCUGAAAAAUGUCAAGGCAACUGAGUGUCCGAAGUUUCUUCAAAAAGCCCCAAAACGACGAUGGUGUUGAUAAAAGAGGUGAAAAAAGAGGGACUGCACAAGCGGGCACGCAAUUCAAGUCCAUGCGCACCAGGAGGAAAGUGUGAGACUGCGUUCAGGCCACAGCAGGUGAACUGUUAAUUUCAUUGUUCCAUAUGUAACCUCAUCUGCUUGAUGUGUGAUGAUGGCACGGUGUGGAUUCUCUGUUAAGCUUGUUCGGACAGAAUAUUAAUUUAAAAUGAAUGAAAACUAAAUACUAUUGAAUAUGUUGAAGCGGUAAGCAAUGUUAAGAGUUUUGUUAGCUCGAAUUGCUGUGUCCAGCCGCUGUAGCUCUGCUGCUCUCUGUGAACUCUCUAUUCAAGUCGGAACGCGCGCGGCUCUUAAGUGUCUCUGUCACGUGACUGUGUCGUAGCCGGUAACGCGCUCGGCCAAAUGGACACACAAGUACGGAAGGUGAAUUAUGCCAAACAAAGGGUCACCAUAAUGUCAUUAUCAUCAUUUUAAAAAUUUAAGUGACGGGUAAAAAUAGAUUAUGACCGGAUUUUUAUUACCCUGUCAGUCAAAAUGACAGACAACGAAAAAGUCUAGCGCAACCUCUGGUCUGAACAGUGUUUAAUGUAUCACAUGGGAGUAUGGCAUACUCCCAUUGUGAUUAUUCAACAUGCCUUGUUUAGUAGUAGAAAGCAGUGAACAGGAAGGAGUUAUGGGAGGAAGACGGAAAGAAGGAGAGAGAGACAUAAGAGCCCAGCAAGGGGGCUGCUGUCAUCCCCACGGGAUCCAGCGUGGUUCCCCAGGCCAUCCGCGCCCCCAUCAACAGGCCUUCAGGGUUGGGAGGAGGGGGCACGCCACCACCCCAGCACACCCACCCGGUCCACGAGCCACCGUCACAGCCCCCAACCGGCACGGCACACCGCGGGGAUGCCCAGCAGCAGCAGGGCAGGAUCCACAACCGGAGCAGGCAAUACCCAGCCGACCCGCCGGCAACCAGCCAGCGACCCGCGCUGGAGAGCAGGGAGGACGCCCAGGUAGAAAAGAGGGGGGAAGGCGGAAGCAGGAGAGCGCCGAGAUUGGAGCCCUGACCUCUCCCACCCCCGCGGCCGGCAGCCCAGGCAGAGAGGAGACCACGCCCCAGGAGCCACGUCAUAGAAAAAGUGUGGGACCCACGUACCGCCCUAUUACUGUGGCUGCCAGACCUUUGCAGUAGUCCGCUGGGUCCUCCUGCUCCUCAUCAUCAGAGCCCAGGAUCUCCUCCUCCGGCUCCGGGGGCCCCGCUGGCUCAGGGGGAGGCGGAGGGGGCGGCGGGGGAGGAGGAACACUCGCCGAGGCUUUCUGCUGCGUCUCAGGCCUGCCGAUGACAAAAGAGCAGACAAUAGAAAUGAUUGCCUCAAGUGUUUUCUGGUCUUUGUGGCUGUGACGCACACCAAGAGUGUGACUCAGAUUUGAUAAUAACUUGUGAUAUGUUAUAAGUACUUUUUGAAUGUCAGCCGUUGUAGGGAGUGUGGAGGACAAGUGGGAUCCCAACCUCAUAGAAAAACCCCAGGAAGCAAAGAAAUUACAGUCUCUGCUUGUUGGUGGUCAAAAUGCCAAAAAUAAAAAACAACUUGUCGCAAUCAGCCAUCGUUGCUGUUUACACUCGCUUCGAACGCUUUGAGAUCGCGAUUGGUACCAUCUGCGUGGACUUCCCACCUUCCUUGAAUGCAGCAUAUGUGCGUAGAUAGGAGUGACGUUACAAAAUGGCUACGCUCGUAAGCGGUGCCAUUUUUUGGUUAAAAUUUAUUUUCUCUAUUAAUCAGAGGUCUGAGGAAUUCACCAUUUGCGUACUUAG
This is a messenger RNA of Corythoichthys intestinalis (scribbled pipefish), 2343 nucleotides long. Its product is annotated as acidic proline-rich protein PRP25-like. The transcript is spliced from 3 exons. Lineage: Eukaryota; Metazoa; Chordata; Actinopteri; Syngnathiformes; Syngnathidae. The coding region runs from base 1180 to 1722 and encodes 180 amino acids. The record is from RefSeq and is a predicted model, not a curated record.